This is a messenger RNA of Sipha flava (yellow sugarcane aphid), 1383 nucleotides long. RefSeq lists its product as uncharacterized. The record is from RefSeq and is a predicted model, not a curated record. Lineage: Eukaryota; Metazoa; Arthropoda; Insecta; Hemiptera; Aphididae. Bases 339 to 1211 code for a protein of 290 amino acids. The transcript is spliced from 7 exons. Gene Ontology annotation, cellular component: membrane.
CUCUCGACUUCACUGCAGUUGUUCGAGUCGGUAGGUCUGUCUGCCGUGUGCGUGUGCGUGUGUGUACGUCGGUGAGUGUAUUAUUGUGUACGUGCGUGCGCGGUGUAUUCUCGUCGUAGCUCGCGAGUGUCGGUGUUGUUUUCUUUGUGUUUUCCAUCCGAAAGCGGAUUAUCAACCGAACGGUUUUUUCGAAAAUGCGUUAAUAUCUUUCCCCGUCGAAAUCGAAUCCUUUCCAGAGAACGCCGUGUGCUGUACGAGUGCGAUCCUUGGUAGCAGUAGAACGAUAAUCGUUAUCGUAUUUUAACAUCGUCGACGGGCGCGAAAAGCCGCUUACAAACAUGCCUUGUUCCGCGGUAACCCUUUCACUGGCCACCAUCACGGCCAUCGUGGCCACGGCUUUGCUGGCCAUCGCUUUUUCCACCGACAACUGGGUGUACUACGAAGUCAGGAGGAAUCAGAUACAAAAUACAGUCCAACAGCGCGGACCAUCCUCGGCGGCCGAACAAAUGAACAAAUAUUAUUACUACACUAGAACGAAGGGUCUUUUCAGAAUAUGCUAUCCCAAGGAAAGACCUCCGAGUGUUGAAACGUACCUGAGCCCGGUCGAGACGCACUGCAUGAACGUCGACUACUUCUUCUUGGACACGGACAACCAGACGCACGAGUUCUCCGAAGACGCCAUGACCAGACUGCACAUGGGCAGGUCGACGAUCGCGUUGUUCAUAGUGAGCUUUUUCGUGAUGUUCGUCGCCUUCUGGACCGGGGUCGCGGGAUGCUGGAGAAGAUCGCCCGGCAACAUCACGGCCACCGCCAUCCUGGUGCUCCUAGCGUGUUUGCUGAGCGCCGGUGCCAUGGGCUUCUGGCACGGGGUGGAGUACUACGAGAAGGAGCGCGUGGUAGGAGAGGAAUUCUACCAGCAGUGGAACAACGUGCUCAAGGAAAACACUCGCGUGUCCUACGACUGGUCGUUCUUCAUGGCGUGGACCGGCGUCGGGUUCUCACUGGUGUCCGCUCUGCUGUUUUCCGGCGCGGCCAUCUGUCUGCGAGGCGAACGCGAAAGGGAAGAGGCUCUCAACAUGCAAUACCUGAUGCCCGUAUAUCCGCAGAAACAGCAGUACGCAUACGCAGGAUACCCACAACCGAACGCGUAUCCAUCCGGACCUUACUACCACGGACAACAACAACAAUACGCCGGCCACUACAAUUACUAAACGCGGCUGAAAAAUCAAUCAGUCAGCUUCGUAUUGGUUUAAUGUUCGACCAAAAGAUACUGUCGUCAAACAUUGAAGACUGCGAACUUAUUCUUUCGUAUUGUAUUUGGUCGGACAUUAUAAACUCUAUUGCUUUAUGAUCAUACAUAUUAAAAAGAUUUUUUCUUAUAAA